CUGCAUCAUCCGUCCUUGGUGCAGCUGACUUGGCGUUGAACAUUUGGUGCAGCCGAAGCAAAGAUGGCAUCUGCAGGUCUCCACAUCUUUGGCAUCUUCCUGGCAAGUCUUGGUUUUGUCGGCGAUAUCAUCAUCUGUGCCCUGCCGAUGUGGAAGGUGUCUGCCUUUGUUGGGAACAACAUUGUGACGGCCCAGAUCUUCUGGGAGGGCCUGUGGAUGAACUGUGUGAAGCAGAGCACCGGCCAGAUGCAGUGCAAGGUUUAUGACUCCAUGCUGGCUCUGCCUCAAGACCUACAAGCUGCCCGGGCCCUGGUCGUGAUCUCGAUCCUCGUGGCUUUCCUGGGAAUCCUGCUUGCUGUCGUAGGAGGAAAGUGCACCAACUGCAUUGAAGAUGAACUUGCCAAGAGCCGAGUAGCCAUCGCUGCAGGUGUGUUCUUCAUUGUUGCCGGUAUCCUGUGCCUUAUCCCGGUGUCUUGGUCUGCCAACGAGAUCAUCAGAACCUUCUACAACCCCGUCAUGAUCGACGCCCAGAAGAGGGAGCUCGGCGCAGCCCUGUUCAUCGGCUGGGGAUCAGCAAGCCUCCUGAUCGUCGGGGGAGCUCUCCUCUGCUGUCAGUGCCGGCGGCAGAAGGAUGGCCGCUACUCUGUGAGAUAUUCUGCCCCACGCACAGCAGCCAGCGCAGGAGCCUAUGUUUGAAAUGCUCAGACUGUACCACGAAAAUCUGCACUUGCAAUAUUAUGGAAACUGGACUGAACUCCAAUCCAGGGUUUUAAUGAUCUUAACUUUUUACUGCUUUUUUAAUAAAACUCUCUUCCACAUUCUU
Messenger RNA from Fundulus heteroclitus (mummichog), 823 nucleotides. RefSeq names its product claudin d (gene cldnd). Gene Ontology annotation, cellular component: plasma membrane; bicellular tight junction. The record is from RefSeq and is a predicted model, not a curated record. The coding region runs from base 64 to 696 and encodes 210 amino acids. Gene Ontology annotation, biological process: bicellular tight junction assembly; cell adhesion. The transcript has a single exon. Gene Ontology annotation, molecular function: structural molecule activity. NCBI's taxonomy places the organism in Eukaryota, Metazoa, Chordata, Actinopteri, Cyprinodontiformes, Fundulidae.